This is a messenger RNA of Strongylocentrotus purpuratus (purple sea urchin), 2167 nucleotides long. RefSeq names its product deoxycytidylate deaminase-like. Gene Ontology annotation, molecular function: zinc ion binding; dCMP deaminase activity. Gene Ontology annotation, cellular component: cytoplasm. The transcript has 5 exons. Gene Ontology annotation, biological process: dTMP biosynthetic process; dUMP biosynthetic process. The record is from RefSeq and is a predicted model, not a curated record. Bases 501 to 1211 code for a protein of 236 amino acids. Lineage: Eukaryota; Metazoa; Echinodermata; Echinoidea; Camarodonta; Strongylocentrotidae.
GCCAGCUGGUUUGCCGCGGGAAAAAGGGAAAACACCAUUGACAUGUGUGCAUGUGUGGAUGUUACGCCCACGUAGAUGUGUACUUGUGUCAGCAGCACGAAGAGAGUCUGUUUGAUGUUGACCUCCCAAGGCCUUCGCCAACUAAGCUUUGUUUACGGCACGGUAUAGAGGUGUGAAGUCUAUAGACUACUGUCCCGACCUGACUUGACGCCCAUAGGCCUAAUCAUCAUUAUGCAAAGUCUUGACAUUGAUGACAAUUUUGCAGGUUGGUCAUGAUCAUGCCACUUGCUAGUUGAUGUCACCAGUGGCAGUGGUGCUGUGUUGUUAUAGUUUCCGUGAUCUGCAUAGACCUGACAAGAGUUUAUCUGAAUUCUGAAGUCUUCCCCUAGAGAGUGAAUCGAGUGUUGACUGUUGGAUUGCCUUCUAGAUCUUCUAGGUCUAAUCUAAGUUGAAUAUCUUAAAGAGCUGUUUUAUUCUGGAAAGGCCUCAAACCAACCAACAUGAUGCAGACACCACCACGACAACCAAAACAUUUCCCAAGCAAAGCUGCAGAAGAGAUUGCCAAUGUUACUCCAACUAAGCUAAAUAGCCUGACGCUGAAGUCAAAGAGUGCAGAUGUCAAUCAAAAUGAGAAGAGUGAACCGAGCAGUAAUACCACCAGUGGACAAGCCACCAAGAGAUUGGACUAUCUAGCCUGGGAAGACUACUUCAUGUCUGUAGCUUUUCUAUCUGCACAGCGUAGCAAGGACCCAAGCUCACAGGUUGGUGCUUGCAUUGUGAAUGAAGAGAAGAAGAUUGUUGGUAUUGGCUACAAUGGGAUGCCCAAUGGAUGCAACGAUGAUGUGUUGCCAUGGAGUCGAGAUAGUGAAGAUUGGCUGGAGACCAAGUAUCCUUAUGUAUGCCACGCUGAGCUGAAUGCAAUUAUGAACAAGAACUCCGCCGACGUCAAAGGAUGUACUAUGUACGUAGCUCUCUUUCCCUGUAACGAGUGCGCUAAGGUCAUAAUCCAAUCAGGGAUUAGGAAGAUCGUUUUUCUCUCGGACAGGUACCAGGAAAAGGACACCAUAAAGGCAUCCAAAAGAAUGUUUGAUUACGCUGGAGUAACUUACAGUAAAUUCACACCGUCUCAGCAAACAGUUACCAUAGAUUUCUAUGCGCUGGAUCCAGAGGCAAGACCCAAGGACGAGAAUCAGAAAGAGGAGGAGCUCUAACACCUCAUAGUACCUCACCUCAAGGUCAUAUUGAUUAUCUCUGUCUUUCAAGGUCAUUUCUAAAUAUAUAUUUAUAUUUUGUUAUCACAAUAUUUAAAAGCAAUACAAAGUGUUGGUAUAUAAAACAUGAAAUGAAGUCAUUUUCCAAUAGUUUUUGGAUGCAUCUGCAAGGAUAGAACACAAUCCAAUAAAUCUACCUUGGAUUAUUUGCCAUUUUGAGAUGGGUUUAAGAAUGUAGCCAAUAGCAAACCUGUAUCAGGUCACAUGUAUAUAUAUGCUUUAUUUUUUCCAUCACGCUCAGCUUCGCAAUUUUUGUGCAGCAUUAUGUGAGCUCUGUGCAACCACUCUUCGUCAACGCAACUUGAUGCGUUCAAAGCUCAGACGCGAUCUAAUGCAUUUCAUACGGCAUGAUGAUGCGUACAUCGAGCCAUGCAUUGUACAUACGUUUGGCUGGGCGCGCGCACUGCAUGAUGUGACUUCAUCCAAUAAAGCAAAUGGCUGCCUUCUUGAUGUGGGACUUGGCUUUUUGAUUGGGUUUCUUAGGCAAUUUAUCAACUUUAUACUCAUAUAGGAGACCCAGCUUACAAAACAAAUAAUACAUGAUUUAGCUCGUGCAUUAGUGAUAUGCACUGCACUUGGUUAAGCCACAAUGAGACGGACAAUGAACUUGAUAAUGAAGUCUCUUUCAUUAGCCUAUUGUAAGUUUUCCUGCGUGCGGUGCAUAUUCACUAAUGCACUCGCAAAGAUGUAUUAUUUGUAUAUUGCAUGUUCAGUGACAAGUAUCUAUCAAGGCAUUGAUAAAUAAUGUGUUUUCAAGCUGGCUUGCUUUAUGAUAAAUAUGCUGGACAAAUUCUUAUUUGAGUUAUUAAACAGAAUAUGAAAAAUUUAUCCCAAGAGGUGUCUUAUCCUUACCAACACUUUGUAUUACUUUCAAUCUUAUACAUGUAUUGUCAGAG